CAUCUUCAGUUUCCCUCUUUCUCUUCGAAUUUGCAGCAGCCUGAAGAAGAAGAAAAAUGGGUGGCAGAGGAAGAUCUCGAACUCAAAGAAAACACUUUAGACAGAGCAGAGAAAAUGUCUGGAAACGCAGUAAACAUGAUGAUUCAGGGGAGAAACAAGACAGUGUUACUACUACUAAUGAUGGCAACAAAGAACAUCGCCAUUGGGAACCUUUUGCCACCCAAAAUCUUGCCUUUGAUGAGUAUUAUAAGGAGCAAGGAAUAGUGCCAACUGAAGAAUGGGAUACUUUUAUUGGAUUUCUUAGAACUCCAUUGCCUGCUGCAUUCAGAAUCAAUUCCAGUGCCCAGUGCUAUGUGGAUAUUCGUACCAAGUUGGAGAACGAUUUUAUGAAAUCUCUUCAGGCAGAGGGUGUAGAUGGGAGUGAGGUCGAGGGAAUAAAACCAUUACCUUGGUAUCCAGAGAAUCUUGCUUGGCAAUCUAAUUUUUCACGCAAUCAGUUGAGGAAAAACCAAAUACUUGAGAGGUUCCAUGAGUUCUUGAAGCUACAAAAUGAAAUUGGAAACAUUACGAGACAGGAGGCUGUUAGCAUGGUUCCUCCCCUAUUCCUGGAUGUACGUCCCGAUCAUUUUGCCCUUGACAUGUGCGCCGCUCCCGGUUCAAAAACAUUUCAGUUGCUUGAGAUGAUACACCACUUGGCCGAACCAGGGACAUUACCUAGUGGAAUGGUCUUAGCAAAUGAUGUUGAUGUCCAAAGGUGUAACCUUCUUAUUCACCAAACAAAGAGGAUGUCUACUGCCAACUUGAUCGUCACAAACCAUGAAGCGCAGCACUUCUCGAGCUGUCGUUUAGAUAGAAAAUUUGCAAAUGGUUCUGAGACGCAAACAGUGAGGGAAUUAGAUAUUAAUCAACUUCAAUUUGAUCGUGUGUUGUGUGAUGUUCCAUGCAGUGGUGAUGGCACUCUGCGCAAGGCUCCUGAUAUAUGGAGGAAAUGGAAUGCUGGAAAUGGUAACGGUCUCCAUGGGCUACAGAUUCAGAUAGCAAUGCGAGGAUUGUCUUUGCUUAAAGUAGGUGGAAGGAUGGUUUAUUCGACUUGCUCAAUGAAUCCCAUUGAGAACGAGGCCGUGGUUGCUGAGAUCUUACGGAGAUGUGGGGAGUCCGUUGAACUUGUUGAUGUGUCCAGUGAGGUUCCACAACUUGUUCGCAGACCAGGUCUUAAAAAAUGGAAGGUUCGAGAUAAAGGAGCGUGGUGGACUUCUUAUAAAGAUGUUCCUGAGGGUCGUAGAAAUGCAAUUGUUCCAGGGAUGUUCCCCUCUGGCAAAACCUACUUGGAUACAUCUGAGAAAAAUGAUGAUGCAACUAGAGACCAAUUGUCUGAUAAUGGAAAUAAUGCCAAUGUCAUUGAGGUGUUGGAAGAUCCAGCAACUGCAGCUACGAUCUUGGAUGAGGAAGUUUCAACUCUACCUCUGGAACGUUGUAUGAGGAUAGUGCCGCAUGAUCAGAAUAGUGGAGCCUUCUUUGUUUCCGUAUUUCAAAAGGUCUCUCCUUUGGCGGCUGCAGCCUUUCAGCAGAAGAAACCUGUGUCUUCGCGAGGGAAGCCAAAUUCCAGUGAUGUUAUUCAAGCGGAAAGUUUAAGAACUAAGGUCGAAGGAGAUGUGAAUGUAGAGGAUGUCAAGCCAGUGGAUUCUGUUGGUACCCAAGAAGUGACUAUGGAUGAUGCUGAUAUUCAAGCUGAAAGUGUAACAACUAAGGUCAAAGAAGAUGAAAAUACCGAGGAUGUUAAGCCAGUGGAUUCUGUUGGUAGCGAAGAUGUGACUAUGGAUGAGGCUGGCAAUGGAACAGAUGAAACUGCUUUGGAUACUGAGCCCAGUGAAAUAUUGGAGAAAACCGAGAAAGAGGAAACUCAACCUUCAACUGAUACAAGAGCUGAGCCCGAGACUGUGAGAGGGAAAAGAAAGUUACAAAUACAAGGCAAGUGGAGAGGGGUUGACCCGGUUAUAUUUUACAAGGAGGAGGCAGUUGUGAGUAAGAUAAAGGAUUUCUACGGUAUCAAGGAAUCCUUUCUAUUCGAAGGACAUUUGAUUACCAGGAAUAGUGAUAUGAACCAUGUCAAGAGAAUUUAUUAUGUCUCAAAGUCUGUGAAGGAAGUUUUGCAUCUCAAUUUUCUAGCUGGUCAGCAGCUUAAAAUAGCUUCAGUUGGGCUCAAGAUGUUUGAGCGCCAAACAUCAAAAGAUGGUGCAUCUGCACCAUGUAUAUUCCGCAUAUCAUCUGAAGGAUUGCCAUUAAUGCUGCCACAUAUAACAAAACAAAUAUUAUACGCAUCUCCUGCAGACUUCAAGCAUCUUCUGCAGUACAAGAGCAUUAAAUUGGGUGAUUUUGUGGAUGCUGAAUUUGGUGAAAAGGCCUCACAGCUGUUGAUGGGUUGUUGUGUGGUAGUUCUGAACAAAGAAAAUAAGGCGUUGUCAGAGGCUCAAGCGGAUCCAUCAACUAUCGCCAUAGGAUGCUGGAGAGGUAGGGCUAAUAUAUCAGUAAUGGUCACUGCACUCGAUUGCCAAGAACUUCUUGAAAGGAUGUCAAUGGGCGUGGAGGAGGAAACAAAAGCGUCCUCGCCAGAAAUCAUGCCAUCAACUAACAAGGCAGAUGAAAUAGUUGAAGCAGUGGAAGAUGAAGUUAAAGAAAACUCAGAACAACCAUGAGAACACUCAUAUUAUAAAACUUAACAAUUUUGGAGGUUGUUAUAGGUGUACCAUGAUAGUGAAUUUAGUAAUUGCUUGUUUGUAGGUUACUCAAGUUUAUUCAAUAUAUCUA
Solanum stenotomum is the source of this 2805-nucleotide messenger RNA. RefSeq lists its product as uncharacterized. Gene Ontology annotation, biological process: RNA methylation. The transcript has 15 exons. The coding region runs from base 57 to 2693 and encodes 878 amino acids. Gene Ontology annotation, molecular function: RNA binding; tRNA (cytidine-N5)-methyltransferase activity. The record is from RefSeq and is a predicted model, not a curated record. Lineage: Eukaryota; Viridiplantae; Streptophyta; Magnoliopsida; Solanales; Solanaceae.